CAAUGCUCAUAUUUAAUGCCCACAAACCCUAAAUUCACCCACAAUACUCAACAAUAUCUAUUAUGAUUUCACUGCCCAUAUUCAUUGCGCAUAUUUAAUGCCCAUGUUAAAAAAGUAUGUCAACAACAACAAAAGUAUGUCAAGUUGUCAACAACAAGAUUAAUCCUCCAAAACUCAUAAUUUCACAUACAAGUGAGUAUGUAGCAAAUCCCUUUCUUUUAUAAUUUUCGAAAAUUUCAAUAGUAAUACCAAAGUCUCAAACACAAUCCAAAGCCUUCAACCUGAAAUCACAGAAAAAAGAUUGCUGCCAACGAAUUUGUCAGAGCUUCAAACAAAUCCUAGAGCCUUCAACCCACAGCCUUCAACAUGAAAUUGAUGCCAACGAAUUUGCCUCCAUCGACCACAAAUCUUGACAGAUCUGCCUCCAUCGCCCACCAAGUCGCAGCCCACGAAUCUGGGUCAAUCGCCCUCCAAUCUGAACGAAUCUGCUCCGUAUCCUACCAGCGGCCGCCCAACAAUCACCACUCACGAGAGCAAAGAAGACCACGCCGGCAUGCCCAGCAAUCGCGCUCUGCCCACAGGUCUGGAGGUUGUGGCGAAGGCGAAUGACGGCAGUGAUUUGGGUUUCGGCAGAAGGGCUCGGUCACGGCUUGGGUUUGGCAAAACAGGAAGACGCAGGGGAGGAACGAAGGGAGGGGAUCUCCAUGUUAGGAGAAGUCGACGCCGUGAUUACGGACCGAAAGAUCAACCUUCCGGGGUUCCAAGUACCGAUGACAUCUGUUUGGCGCAUGGGGAAAUCGCGUUGGUGCAAUAACAAUGAUGAAGUAGAGGCGGUCGAGUCGGAGGAAACCCGCUUUGGUGCAGCAACAAUCGUUGCGAUGGUCCGGCCUCCCCCAGAACCACCGCCAAGGGUUAAUCGACGCAUUUUGGAGUUUGAUUACUUAUCUUUUCUGCAUUUUAAUUUUCAAGUUAAGACGCUUGUGUUUUGCUGUUAUUUUAUUUUAUGCUGUAAGACUCUUGCAUUAGGUUUGGGGGAUGAGAGGUCUACGGUAAUCGUCAAUGACUGUUUGUUGCCCAAUUUAGGUCUAGCGAGUUAUAUUGCUUUGUCAAAGGUGAUUAACUCAGAGUCUCAGCCAAGGGCGGAUGAUUACAUGUGGUCCUUUUGUUGUCAUGUACCCCUGCUGAAUGCUAUUUUAUUAAUUUAAAGCCACUUUGACGAUAAAAAAAAUGGGGUUGGGAUACAAAAACAAAUUUUCUAAAAAAAAGGGAUACAAAAUCCUAUUUACACAAUAAAAUGGGAUCCAAAUUCAAAUUAUGCCUCAUUUUACAACUUGGACUUAUCUAAAGGGAGCCCAAAUACAAGCACAAAACCACUCCCAACUCUCAUCCUCUCACGUGAUUUGGACUCCAUCGACGCAAAGCAGAAAACAACGGCAACGGCAUCUAUUUUCCUUCUCGUUUCAGUCUGAAACUUGGUCGCUAUGUAUGCCCUUGGUCGCAGUCUGAAACUUCUGUGUUGGAACAAUUAGAAGGCCGCCGGAAAAAAGACCGCCCCAGCCGGAAGAGAUCGGAAAUAAAGCUUCGGCUUUGAUGAAAAUUGGCAACUUGCAGGUAUGGGCAGGGUAGUCUUCAAAGCUUCUGAGCACCAUUCAAAGCUUCUGAAAUAAUGCUUCCGCUUUGAUGAAACUUCAUAAAGCUUUUGAGCACCAUUCAUAUUCCAUACCAUAAGUCUUGAAAUGUCUUACACAAGAAUCCACACGAAUUUAGAGAAGUCCAUAUAAGUCUAUUACAAUCUCGUAUUGUCACAAAUCUUAAAAAGGGCCCAAGCGAAGCCUGAAGCCGUAAACCAGUACUGAACGACGGUCGACAAGCAGUGAAGCAGACAAGUUGAGACUUCGCGGGAAAGCUCGGAAUCGGCCGAAUCGCCCCUGCAAUUCUUUAUUUCGCUUCGCAGACCGCAGUGCCCUACUGUCCCCCUGCGCCAGUGCCCCUCACUCGCUCCGAGUCACGCCCUGCGCAGCUGGGCCCUCCGGCCUCCGCCACUGCCUACUCGCUGAGUCUCUGGAUUUCCAAUUUUCAGUUUAACGGAGUAAAGCAGAGUUCUUUAAAGUUGAGUUCUAAGCACGAUCCUGCCAGGUCCAGUGAGGCAGCACACAGAGACACAACUUUUUCCAAAAUACAGCACUGUAACACGCCAUCACCCUAGAUCUCGCCCAGCACGCAGCCACGGCAGCACCUUUGACGGAUUGACCUGAUUAGUUCAGUUAACGGAUCUCAAAGUGUACACUGCCUUUAUCAGAUUGGUUUUGCUGCAUCUGGGACUAGAUUGAAGUUCCGAUAUGGAGAAGAGUAGUAGUGGUAAAAAAACCAACAUUCAGCUUCUAGAAAACAUGUGUUAUUUCAUUAGAAGGUGCAUCAUCUCACUACUUUCUGCCGGCCCUGUUCCAACUCAUAUUGCAUUUAUAAUGGAUGGCAAUCGAAGAUACGCGAAGAAACAGAAUUUGGAAGAGGGACAUGGGCAUAGGGCUGGGUUUGCUGCUCUUAUAAACUUGUUAAAAUAUUGUUAUGAGUUUGGUGUGAAGUACAUAACUGUUUAUGCCUUUAGUAUUGAUAACUUUAAGAGGCGCCCCGAAGAAGUUGGAUCCCUCAUGCUCUUGAUGCAGGAAAAAAUUGAAGAGUUAAUUAAAGAGGAGAGCUUAGUCAACAGUUAUGGAGUUCGACUGUACUUCAAAGGGAACCUAGACCUUUUGAGUGACUCUGUUAGGUCAUCAGCAGAGAGGGCAAUGGUUGCAACUUCGGGUAACUCAAAAACCAUCCUAUCGAUCUGUGUUGCCUAUACAUCAACGGAUGAGAUAGUGCAUGCAGUUGAACUAUCAUGUGAAGAAAAAUGGCAGAGUUCAGAUAUGUAUCGACCCGUGAAUGGAAAUGGUAAAAACGAGAACCUCAAUAUUGGGGUGACAGAUAUUAAUAGGCAUAUGUAUAUGGCUGGUGUUCCUGAUCCUAAUAUUAUAAUACGUACCUCUGGCGAAACUCGAUUGAGUAAUUUUCUACUAUGGCAGAGUUCAAAAUGUCUUCUUUACUCUCCAGAAUCGCUUUGGCCAGAGAUGGGUUUCAGGCAUUUGGUUUGGGCAAUUGUGAAUUUCCAAAGAUAUGCUGUCUACCUUAAAGGGGCAAAAGAGAAAGAAACAUGAUUCUGUUGAGGGUGGCUUUUUCAUUUUGGGGUUAUAGUCAUCUUUGUGAAUUGAUUGGCCUUCUUUCUUAUUCUUAAAAACUCUUCUUUGAAUUGAAUUCACUUGUAAUUGCUAGAAAAAUGUGUUGUUCUAUUUCUCCAUUGUAUUCGGCUGUUUAUUUGGUAAAUCCGGACAGUGUAAAUUGUAAAAUAUGAAUAAAUCUUCUGGCUGAUGAUAUUUGUGGGGAAAUAAAUAAAUAUGACUACAAC
Molecule: messenger RNA, 3439 nt
Organism: Cuscuta epithymum
Lineage: Eukaryota; Viridiplantae; Streptophyta; Magnoliopsida; Solanales; Convolvulaceae
Source: the annotation of a GenBank genome assembly